AUGAAGCCUGCAAUUCCAGAAGAAGAAGAGUCGAAGAUGGAUGAGGACGUUAAACCCCCAGUGAUGGCAAAGAAGUGCAUGGACUCAAGCAUGUACAAAGCAGCCAGAGAAGGCAACUUCCCUUACCUUGAAAACUCGAUCCGCCUGAAACACGGAGGCAAUACAGACGAGGAAGAAGCCCUACUACUAGAGACCCACAAUCGCAACAACCUCGUUCACCUCGCCGUGGAGUCGGGCCACAAGGACUUCAUCCAGCAGGUCCUCCACAAGUGCCCCAAGCUCGCGGCCAAGCGCAACUCCCGCGGCGACACGCCCCUCCAUGUCGUGGCGCAGACAGGCUGCUAUCACAUCGCGGAGGCCAUCCUCUCCAUGGCCGAGCCGCACGAGGGGACGGCCGGGACCGAUAACAGCUUGCUGAGAUUAAAGAACAACGGGGGGAACACAGCUUUGCACGAGGCGCUGAGGAACGGGGAUAAGAAGAUGGGGAUGUAUCUGUGGGAAGAUAAAGAGACGGUGGGGAGCGUGAACGAGUCCGGCGAGAGCGCGCUUUACGUGGGGGCGGCGUUAGGGGUUGAGAGCGUAGUGAAGAAGAUGGUGGAGUACUUGAGGCAUGGUGGUGGAGCACGUGUUUGGGAUGGGCCUUUGAGGGGCCCGGACGGUCAAAACCCCUUGCAUGCUGCUGUUCUUGCUGGAAGCAUUGGUUGCGUGGAAGCUCUCAUCUGUUUCGAUGGAACGAAUAUGAUCAACAAGCCCGACGACAGCAACGGAAGAACACCCCUGCACUUCGCAGCGAAAGUCAAAGCGAAGGACAUUGUCGCUCACCUCCUCCAAACCGACCCUUCUUCGGCCUACGUCAAGGACGUCAAUGGCCGAACCCCGCUGCUUGAAGCCGCCUCGUUGGGCCACCUCAGCGUCCUGAGAGAGAUCCUCAAGCACUGUCCCGACACGGUCGAGAUCUCCAACGAGGAGGGUCGGAAUGCGGCUCACUUCGCGCUGAAGUGCGAGCUGAGCCGCUCUAAGGCAGUGUUGAAGGAGCCCGAGGUGGUGAGGCUGGUGAACGAAGCCGACCGCGGUGGCAACACGCCGUUGCACGUGGCGGCUGAGGACCUGAACUACAGAAUGGUGAAGAGGUUGCUGAAGAUGCCUGAGGUGGAUCUGAGGGCCAAGAAUAAAGCUGGCCGCACGUUUCUGGAUAUUUGUGAGUCCCGGUGGCAAUACACCAAGAAGCAGGAAUUCCUCUACCGAUACCUGAAGUCCCUCCCGCCCGGCCGAAAGCCUCACUCCUGGAACCACUCCGACAAUCCCCCCACCCGCCUCGACAAGCCCGACGCCGACCUCAAGGGCCAUGCCAACGCCCUCUCUAUCGUCGCCGCCCUCCUUGCUACCGUCACUUUUGCCGCCGCCUUUACAUUGCCCGGCGGUUUGACGCCUGACGACAACAACAUUGGCGCUCCUGUACCGCAGCCAUCCCCCUUAUGCAACUUCCACGACUCUCCAGACUGCCAACUAAAACCUGGCCACCCUAUCCUCAUCCACCAACCCGCGUUCAAGGUCUUCAUCAUAGCCGACGUCCUCGCCUCCUCUACUUCCCUGACGGUCCUAUUCAUCUUGAUCGCAGCCAUGCUUGCCGACGAUACGGCCUUGAGGAGGGCCAUCGUGUACAGCAAGAAUCUGCUUUACCUCUCCCUCGGGGGGACCUUGGUAGCCUUCAUGACGGGACUGGUCAGCGUCAUAUCGACCGACGUCAAAUGGUUAGGGUAUGCCGUGUGGGUCAUCGGGUUGAGCGUUCCGUUCCUGAUAAAGUAUUUUGAGUUCAAGAGCUUCACUUCUACUCCUGUGUUUCUUCAUCGGCACCUCAGCAUGGAGAGCUGGAAGAAGCCCCGGAGUUUCAGUCGAAGUGAGAAGUCCGGCAAUGAAACUGAGUCAUUCGAUGACAAACGCAACUGGAGUGAAUCAGUUGGUAUUUAUUUGGGGCCACUUACGAAUCGCUUCUCGUCUCGCAGAUCAUGUACAGAUGACCAAAAAGCUUGUGCCUUGGAUUCAGAACAAACUUACAAGCAAAACUGUCAGACGUUAUUGAUGGUGGCGACACUCAUCACAACCAUGACGUUUGCAGCGGCUUUCACAAUGCCCGGGGCUUAUAACAAUAAUGCUGGCCCGGGCCAAGGAAUGGCCCUUCUCCAGUCAAGCAGUCACCUCAAGUGGUUCAUCAUCUCCGACACUAUCGCGAUGACCUGUUCAACAAUGGCCGCUUCCCUCAUACUCUGGGGCUCUGCUUUCGGGAAGAGACCUGUCGUGCACUGCUACGUAAUCGCUGCUGUGCUGACGUGCAUCGCACUGCAGUCGACUGCAAUAUCGUUCGUGACGGGUCUUGUGGCUGUUUUACCUGACCAAACAUAUGUGCGCACCGUGAGUUGCGUAGUUGGCAGUGUCUUCCAUGUUAACACCAGCUUGUUUCUCUUCAGACUGGCACAGAUUUUUUCCUUCUCUGAGAUCUGCCUAUCCGUGAUUUCCCACCUCAGAAGGCUCAAGUGCAUCAUCAAUUCCCACGGAGCAAACGGAUGA
Messenger RNA from Rhodamnia argentea, 2565 nucleotides. RefSeq names its product protein ACCELERATED CELL DEATH 6-like. Gene Ontology annotation, cellular component: plasma membrane. Bases 1 to 2565 code for a protein of 854 amino acids. Gene Ontology annotation, molecular function: protein phosphatase regulator activity; protein phosphatase 1 binding. The transcript has 4 exons. The record is from RefSeq and is a predicted model, not a curated record. NCBI's taxonomy places the organism in Eukaryota, Viridiplantae, Streptophyta, Magnoliopsida, Myrtales, Myrtaceae.